Molecule: messenger RNA, 243 nt
Organism: Plasmopara halstedii
Lineage: Eukaryota; Oomycota; Peronosporomycetes; Peronosporales; Peronosporaceae
Exons: 3
Coding region: 1-243 (80 amino acids)
Source: RefSeq, a predicted model, not a curated record
AUGCAGCAGUUGUUCUCACGAUAUCAACUCGAAGACCAAGAUCGUUCGACUUUGUUUCGCAUCCACAACCAAAAUCCGUAUCGAGAGAACGAAGUCGUCUAUGCAUCAGACUUGGCUGCUCGAACAAAGUGGCAAGUUGAUCGCGCCAAAUUUUCGGGUGGGACUUUCGAGUAUCGAGAGCUCGGACACCGAAUUGUACUGCUAUUGAUGCGUGGAUGCCGCAGUUCGGUGGAUUCCAGAUGA